Molecule: messenger RNA, 3084 nt
Organism: Chrysoperla carnea
Lineage: Eukaryota; Metazoa; Arthropoda; Insecta; Neuroptera; Chrysopidae
Exons: 5
Coding region: 276-2159 (627 amino acids)
Cellular component (GO): extracellular region
Source: RefSeq, a predicted model, not a curated record
GUGUAUUAUGGAGAAGAACUAAAAAUAUUGUUUGAUUAAUUGGAUGAUGUUGAUUUGAUUAUUAUAUGGAUUGGUUUUUAUGUCGAGAGCGUAUACAUAACAUAACAAUAAAUAUACACGGAAUCGGUAACAAUACACGUUUGAUUGAACAACAACCGCGCAGUAAAUAAUCGACGCGGACGAACGGCGAUUGUCAACAGCAAUAAUAACAAUAUAAUAUAUCUAUCUACCUGCUUCUAUUUGUUUUUCUCUGUGUAUUUUAUUGUUUAUGUCACAUGGCUUCAGCGACACGCACCAACAGAUCCAGAAUGAAAUUUCCUGCAUCAAUGCUGGAUUUACACCGUUACCAAAGUACAGCACAUGGUCAUGAUUUUGAUGGAUUAAGUCGAGUGGUUAUGGUUAGAAAAACUGAUCAGCGUACAUUUGCUUCAACCAAAAAUGGAGAGGAACCUAAAUUCGAAACAAUUACACGUGAAACAAUUGAAACAUUUCAUGGGAAUCGAACUGAACGUAAAGUAACUUCAUUAGAAAAACGUGAAGGUAUUCGAAAAUCGCCUGAUUUAGGAUUUCAUUCAUCUUCAGAACUUAUACAUCAAAAUGGUACAGGAGCACAUUCAAAGACGACAACACCGAAAAAAGUCUCCUCAUUAAAGAAAAAACAACCUGGAGCCAAAAGCCCUGAAGAAUUUGCAAAUGAAUGUCUAGAAGCGCACAAUGAAUAUCGGACGAAACAUGGUGUACCUCCAUUAACAUUAAGUAAAAAAUUAUGUAAAAUUAGCCAAAAAUGGGCUGAUAAAAUCGCUGCAAAAGGUUCUUUAGAGCAAAGUAACAAUACAGAUUAUGGCGAAAAUAUAUAUUGUAGUUGGUCAUCCGCUGCAGAUUAUCAACCAACAGGACGUGAGCCUGUUGACAGUUGGUACGAAGAAAGUAAACGCCAUCAAUAUGGAACCGAACCAAAUGAUUUACGAUCAGGACAUUUUACGCAAGUGAUUUGGAAAGAAACAACAGAGUUAGGAGUUGCAUAUUCGCGUGGUAAAAAUGGUCGAAUAUAUGUUGUAGCAAAUUAUUCCCCACCCGGUAAUUUCAUUGGCGAUUUUGCUGAAAAUGUUCCACCACCAAUCGAUACCAGUAAACCAUAUACAAUGUCAGGGUUACCAACAACACCAUCUUCAAAAUCCACUCCAACUCCUCGCCCUCCAUCCAGCUCUUCCACGGGAGCUGAAGGAGAUUUUGAAGUAGAUUGUUUAAAUGCUCACAACGAAUAUAGACGAAUGCACGGAGUAGAACCGUUAAAAUUAAAUCGAAAAAUGUGUAAAUAUAGCGAAGAAUGGGCAAAAGCACUAUCAAUUAAAGGUCAGAUGGAACAUCGAAAAAAUUCUGAAUAUGGUGAAAAUAUCUAUUGUAGUUGGUCUUCGAAUUCAAAUCAUCGUAUCAAUGGCCGAGAAGCAGUGGAUCAAUGGUAUAGUGAGGUGAAAAUUCAUGUAUUUGGUCGUGAACCGAACAAUUUAAAAAGUGGACAUUUUACACAAGUUGUAUGGAGAGAUAGUCGUGAAUUAGGUGUAGCUGUUGCUAAAAAUCGUAAUGGACAAAUUUUUGUCGUGGCAAAUUAUUCACCACCAGGAAAUUUUGUUGGUAGUUUCGCUGAAAAUGUUUUACCACUUGGUGGAGGAAGUAAACAUGAAACAAAAGCUCAGGCAAUGAAAACUUAUAGUCUUUCUGACUUUUCCAUAGAAGGUGUUCGGCAUCAUAAUGAAUUACGAAAAAAACAUAAUGUUCCUGAACUAAAACAUAAUGAAGAUCUAACAAAAUAUGCAAAAGAAUGGGCAGAAAAAUUAGCAGCCGAAGAUCGUUUUUAUCAUCGUCCAGAUUCAAAAUAUGGUGAAAAUAUUUUCUAUUUAUGGUCUUCAGAUCCAAACGCAAAAGUUUCUCCAAAAGACGUAUGCAAAAGUUGGUACGACGAGAUAAAAGAUUAUUCGUUUGCGUCCGAGCCAAGAGCAAUGAAAGCUGGUCAUUUUACACAAAUGAUAUGGAAAGGCAGCACAGAAAUGGGCAUGGCAAUGGCAAGGGGACGUAAUGGAAAAAUUUAUGUAGUUGCCAAUUAUAAUCCACGUGGUAAUAUUGUUGGACAAUUUAGUGCCAAUGUACCUAGACCACGUUAAUAAACACAAAAAAAUAACUAAAAAGCAAAGUAUAAACAAAAAUAUUGAUUGCCCUAAUUGAGAUGUCGAAAUUGAGAGUUAAUAAUUUGUUUUUUGCUAACAAAUUUUCUAUGUUCAAUUAGGCUCUAAAAGUGAUUGAUUCCAAAGAAUUUUAUUUUAUUUUAAGGAUAUUUGUUUUACUCGAAUUACGUAUUAUUUUUAUAAAAGAACAUCCAUUUUGAUUUUAAAUGUUAUGACAGGACUAUUAGUAAAAAUCGAGAGUCAAUUAUUAUAUAAAAUUAUUUUUGAAUAAUAAAAAAGAAUAUGAAUUGAAUAAAACUACAAAUUUGGUCCAAAUUUUUAUCUUUGAGUUUUCUUUGAUUUGUAUGGGGAUAAGCAUAGUUUUUCCCUUGAAAAAAACAAUCUAAACAAAAUCAUCCAAAACAUUUAUGUAUAGAAUCACGCUUAUUUAUUUUCCUUUUCAACAAUAGAUUUUUCGAUAAUGAAAGUGUGCCCGUGAAAUUAACCAAUCAUGUACACUAAGUUUAGUUGAAAAACGCAUUUUUAAAACAAUUAAGUAAAUGACGAUUUAAAGAAUUUACUCUGUAAUUUUUAAACUAUUCAAAAGAUUUAGUAGUUGCUAGUAAUAGUAGCAACGACUAAAAUCUUAAGACUUAAUAACCAAGUUCAUAAGCUUAAGUUAAGUAUGGUUAGUCUCUUCCGUUAUCAGGCAUAACGUAGUAGGUGACGUAGUAUUUUUUGUUCGGUUAAUUUCACGAUUAUCUGUUCUAAUACUCCACUAUAAAAAUGCGGAACAAUUUCUUAUGAAUCUUGAUACCUUAUUUAACAUUCUAAAUAAAAUUAUUAAAUUCUAAAAAAUGUAAUUAAAAUUUAUCUACAGACAAUCUUGUAAAGAAAAAAUUAGAGUAAUUUGCAAAAUUUGCGC